CUCAAAUCUUUGUCCGCCAUACUGUCGUUCGAGUCUGUCCAUCGUCGUACCCACACCGCCGUCUGGAUACUUGUUGAAGUCAAGCACAAGCACUUGCCAUCCCGGAACCAUGACCGACACUACCGCGCAGGAUGGAUGGAAGGAAGUGGGCAUGAAGGAGCUCGAAACUCCAGAGGGAUACGUGGGUAACUUGACGCCGGAGCACGCCGACAAGCUCAGAGAGAUGUGGGCGGCCUUUUUCGAUUGCUGUGAUCGAGCUUCGGGAGGAGCUGCAAAGGAAGGUGGAUCGGGGUGGCAAGGAAAUGAGGAAAAGGAUCCUACCAAAUUGGGCAUUCCUCAGGAUGAUGCGGCCAAAGAGGAGGCGAAGAAGAGGAUGGAAGAACAAGGCAUGAAAGAUCUGCUCCAGACUUACGGCUCCGAGGCGCUCAAAGAUACAUUCUGGUCCUUCAACAAAGCCGACAAUCCCGACACCAACCUUUUGCGAUUUCUUCGAGCGCGAAAAUGGGACGUGUCUCGCGCCAUGGCCAUGCUGGCCACUUGCCUCAAAUGGAGGCUAGACUCUGGCGUGGAGCACGUAGCUACUCAAGGCGAUCUUGGCAAUGGCGAAGAGAUUCCAAAAUUUCUGGAUCAGCAACGGACCAGAAAGAUCUACGCUCAUGGAUGCACGAAGAAUGAACAACCGGUUUGCUACGUCGAGAUGAAGAAGCACCUCACUUUUGGACAGCCCGGAAGCACCAUGCAGAAGUUUGUCAUAUUUCAGAUGGAGACCUGGAGGCUCUUCAUGAUUCCACCACAGGACAAGAUGGUCAUCCUGUUCGAUCUCAAUGGCUUCGGCAUUAGAAAUAUGGACUGGGUAUCUCUGCUCUACGUGGUCAAAUGCCUGGAAGCCUACUUUCCAGAAUCUUUGGGCACGAUGUACAUCCAUCGGGGACCCUGGAUCUUCUUCCAAGCCUGGAAAUUGGUCAAAGGUCUGCUUGAUCCGGUGGUCAGGAGCAAGAUUGCUUUUACUCAAAAGCCUGAAGAUCUUACCGGCAACAUUCCUCCAGAGCGCUUGGUCAGCAUCAUGGGCGGCGAUGUGGAGAACCAGUUCGAGUGGAUCGAGCCUGCAGCUGAAGAGAAUGACAAGUUGAAGGAUACAGCGACCAAGGAUAGGCUUUGGAAGAGGCAUCGAGCACUGACGAGGGAAUAUGAGGGCGUGACCAGAAUGUGGAUCCGAGCUGGUGGGGACGACAAGGAUGCCCUUCUGGCCGAGAAGAGGCGCGUGCUGGUCAAGAAGCUUCGUGUCAGCCAGUUCGACCUGGAGCCUUACGUGCGCGGCGCGACGGUGCACCAUCGAAAUGGAACACUGCCACGGGGCAAUCCAGGUAUUGUAAGAUGGCAAUACGAGCUCAAGUCGGGCGACAAGAUCCGCCAAAUCGUAGGGCACAGCCAAUCGCGCAAAUCCUUGAUUCGAGAGCUGGUCGAAAUAUCCAACGGAUCCUCCGUGUUGGAAGCCGAAGCGCAAACUCGCAAGAUCAUCGAGGGGGGAGCAUGGGGUCGCUGGGAUACGUGCGAGGAUCUGCCAGAAGAGGUCAAGAGCCGAGUCGACGCCUUGCUCGAACCGUCUGACCUGCUUGCUGCGGCGAAUGCAGACGCGGCUGCACCGACGCAAGAGGCAAGCGAGCCCCGCGACAGUAACGCUCCGACUGCUGCAGAUCAGAAUCACGAGAGCGCUUCGACGGCCACUUUGGACUCCAAGGCUACUGCUGUCGCUCAUUCUCCGGCUCAGGCCACGGUACCGCAGAGCACAGCAUCCGAGAAGGUCGCCCCUCCCGAACCGGUCAAGCGUCAGUCCAUGUUUGGUUCCAUCAAGUCUAAGCUCGUCUCCUAAGUCGCGUUCGCUACCGAUAUUCCCCAACACACCGAUGCCCUCUGCGAGCCUGCUCAGUUUUGUCUGUCAAAUUCCCUGCCCAUGGUACUUGCUGAUUGACAAUUCUUUUCUCUCAC
Molecule: messenger RNA, 1986 nt
Organism: Ceraceosorus guamensis
Lineage: Eukaryota; Fungi; Basidiomycota; Exobasidiomycetes; Ceraceosorales; Ceraceosoraceae
Product: CRAL/TRIO domain-containing protein
Exons: 8
Coding region: 110-1870 (586 amino acids)
Source: RefSeq, a predicted model, not a curated record